AUGGCGCCCACGAAUCUCCCCGCCUCCAUGCACGCGACGUCUCAGGACAUCGAGCUGCUUCUAGCUGCUCAGUCCCAUCUCGGUUCCAAGAACUUGCAGGUUCACAUGGAGCCUUACCUCUGGAAGACUCGCGCCGACGGUGUCAAUGUCAUCAACAUUGGCAAGACCUGGGAGAAGAUUGUCUUGGCUGCUCGCAUCAUCGCCGCCGUUGACAACCCCGCCGACAUCUGUGUCAUCUCCGCCCGUCCCUACGGUCAGCGUGCCGUCCUCAAGUUCGCCGCUCACACUGGUGCCGUUGCCAUCGCCGGUCGAUUCACCCCCGGUUCUUUCACCAACUACAUCACCCGAUCUUUCAAGGAGCCCCGCCUGAUCGUUGUCACCGACCCCCGCACCGAUGCCCAAGCCAUCAAGGAGGCUUCCUACGUCAACAUCCCCGUCAUCGCCCUUUGCGACACUGACUCCCCCACCGAGUACGUCGAUGUUGCCAUCCCCACCAACAACAAGGGUCGCCACGCCAUUGGCUGUGUCUGGUGGAUGCUUGCCCGUGAGGUCCUGCGCAUCCGUGGUACCAUCGCCAGCCGUGACGUCCCCUGGGAUGUGAUGGUCGAUCUUUACUUCUACCGUGACCCUGAGGCCGAGGCCGAGGAGAAGGUUGAGGAAGAGAAGCUACCUGGUACUGAGGAGGUUGGUCCCGCUGCCAUCGAGACCGGCACCUUCGGCGCUGCCGCUGGCGAAUGGGAGACGGCGCCCGCUCCUGCUGGUUUCGCCGCUACCCAAGCCGGUGGCUGGGACGGCCAGACCGACGAGUGGGCCAACGCCACCGGCGCUCCCCCGGCCGGUGAGUGGGGUGCUACCACGGACGCCAAGGACAGCCAAUGGUAG
Messenger RNA from Daldinia caldariorum, 882 nucleotides. Its product is annotated as ribosomal protein S2. Gene Ontology annotation, biological process: cytoplasmic translation; ribosomal small subunit assembly. Gene Ontology annotation, molecular function: structural constituent of ribosome. The transcript has 3 exons. Gene Ontology annotation, cellular component: cytosolic small ribosomal subunit; 90S preribosome; ribosome. The record is from RefSeq and is a predicted model, not a curated record. Lineage: Eukaryota; Fungi; Ascomycota; Sordariomycetes; Xylariales; Hypoxylaceae. Bases 1 to 882 code for a protein of 293 amino acids.